AUGCCGAAGAGGGGUGGAUUUGGUGGGGCAUCGGCAGUCAUCGGCCGUCACAUUCCACAUGAACUCUGGACUUUGUAUGGCCUGAGAUUGACAAAAAGCAAUGCGAGGUCAUCCUGCUUCCACACCGCUGAUCCAAGGUCGGAAACCAUCGGAAAACCGCGAGAAGCGCAAGGGAGUCGAAGUAUGGAACUCGGCCAACAAGCGAGGAAACAAGCUUUAAUUUGCUCAGAUCGACUUCGUCCAACCGUAUAUUGGAAGGGACGGGAUAUUACAACCGCCUGCGAGAACCAAUCUCGUCAAUUGAGACUCUUCAUCAUGAGGGAAUCAUCCCCUCCUAGCUUCUCGGAGGCCAUGUCAGACUCCCAGAGUGUCGAUACCAAGAGCAAAUGGACGCCGAAAUCACUCAUUCGACAUGCUGAGCGCUCCCAUAGUCGCAUACCGGGAGUUCGCAAGAUCCCUUUUCCUGCUCUUGCUAUCAUAUUAUUCAUUGCAUUUAUCAAUGUAGCGGUAUGGAUUGCGGUUGCUGUUGUUCUGGCUAUCGAUUUGAUGACGCGUAGGCUGCUGGCCACGGGCCAGAAGCCCGUAACCGUGGGAACAUUCUUCUCCCUUGGUCACUCAACCAUUGUCAUCGUCACAUCUAUCGUUGUGGCUGCCACUGCAGCCGCCGUGUCAUCCCGCUUUGACAGCUUCAGUACUGUCGGCGGUAUCAUUGGCACAUCUGUCAGUGCCGCUUUUCUCAUCUUGUUAGGUCUCAUGAACUUCUACAUCCUGUAUAAGCUGUACAAGCAGAUGCAGAAAAUUUUAGACCUCCCAGAGGGCCAAGAAGAUGAAGCCUGGAAGAUUGAAGGAGGCGGAGUCCUGUUCAAUGUACUCAAACGGAUGUUCAAAUUGAUUGACCGUCCUUGGAAGAUGUACCCGCUUGGUGUUCUCUUUGGUCUUGGAUUUGAUACAUCUUCGGAGAUAGCGCUACUUGGGAUAUCCUCUGUUGAAGCUGCGCGAGGCACAGACUUCUGGGUUAUUCUGAUCUUCCCGAUCCUCUUCACAGCUGGAAUGUGCCUCCUCGACACCACCGAUGGAGCCCUCAUGCUCUCGCUAUAUGUUCAGCCCGCUGCUAAUUUCCUCCCACCAAAAGAAGAUAGCUCUACCGCCGAGACGCCACUUAUCGGCGAGGAUCACGAAAUUCAGCCCUCCCAGAACCACCGCGACCCUAUCGCGUUCCUGUACUACUCUAUCGUGCUGACCUGCUUGACUGUCGUCGUCGCUAUCGUGAUCGGUGUCAUUCAGCUUCUCACCCUGGUGCUCAACGUCGCCGAGCCCACUGGUAAAUUCUGGGAUGGCGUGCAAACAGCCGGAGACUACUACGAUGCUAUUGGUGGUGGUAUCUGCGGAUUGUUUAUCAUCAUCGGUGGUCUAAGUGUUGUCGUAUAUAAGCCAUGGAGGAGAUGGGUUGCCAGAAGACACGGAAAGACCAUUGUGACAGACGAGGAGGGAAACCGGGACAAUGUCGCGGCACCAAGAACCGAGACUCCUAUCCUGGGAGAAGAACGGGGUGGUGCGUCCGGUCCUAGCUACGGUGCUGUCAGUAAGAAGCCUGCGUCUCAGGUUGCGGUGGAGCCGGUGGAUGGACCUGCUUGA
Aspergillus oryzae RIB40 is the source of this 1635-nucleotide messenger RNA. Its product is annotated as HoxN/HupN/NixA family nickel/cobalt transporter. Bases 1 to 1635 code for a protein of 544 amino acids. Gene Ontology annotation, biological process: nickel cation transmembrane transport. Gene Ontology annotation, cellular component: plasma membrane. Lineage: Eukaryota; Fungi; Ascomycota; Eurotiomycetes; Eurotiales; Aspergillaceae. The transcript has 7 exons. The record is from RefSeq and is a predicted model, not a curated record. Gene Ontology annotation, molecular function: nickel cation transmembrane transporter activity.